AUGUACCGUCUUCACCUAAGAAAGAUAACUAAGAAAACAUUAGGUGUCCCCAUCAGAAUCUCAUCACAAUUAAGAAACUCAGUUGUCAACAAUAAAGACUCCAACUUUAAAUCAGUGGGUGUUGUUCCCUGCAAACCUACAGCAUUUAAAGGUCCAAACUCUACCAAAUACAUUAAAACUCCAGAAAAGAAAUUAAUGAUGUUAGUAAAGUUCUAUCAAUCAGCUGAAUGUUCAAGAGAUGACUGUGGUGAAGGGGAAAACAGUCACUCUGCUACUGAAAAUGAUGAAUCUACCACAUCAAGGAGAACUCUAGGCUAUACCAGGCCACUGGCCAACAAAUGUUUCUCAAAGACUACAAGUCCUACAAGAACUUCAGAGGUGACAAAACAACCAGAUGUCCGUGAUGAAGGGGCAAGCUGUCAUUCUGCUACUGAUACUGAAACUACCCCAGCAAGGAGAACUUUAGGCUACACUACCAUACCACUGGCCAAUGAAUUUUCCUCAAGUUGUAAAACAACUUUCGAGGUGUCAACACAAUCAGCCUGCUCUGACUCAAAUCCUUCACCUGGUUUACCUGAAAAAUCAAUAGAUUGUGAACCUUCAAUAAGAGAGAACAAAGCUAGAAAAAAAUUGAUCUUCAACUACUCUGCAAAGAAUGAUGAAGGGAACCAUCGUCAACAUCUUAAAAGGAAAGCAGUGCAACAACUGAAACCUGACGUAUCAGAUAAUGAUUCAGAAGAGUCUGACUCACGCAGGGAUUUUGAUGGAUCAGACUUUGACGAUCCAACCUGGGGAGAUGAUAAGCGUUCAACCAAAGAAUCAUCAUCUUCUGACUCGGAAGAUGAGACCGGUUCUUCGCCUGAGUCUUCUCUGCCAAACUCUGCUCGCUCUGUCAACAGCAGCUCAAGUGCUCGCCCUUCAUCAUCAACUCUCCUGCUCGCAAUGGCAACAUCUCACCUGCCUGCUCUGAAAAUAACACACCAACUUCCCCUGCUGCUACGAAAGAACCUACCAAAUCAGCCCAAGUGAA
Frankliniella occidentalis (western flower thrips) is the source of this 1030-nucleotide messenger RNA. RefSeq names its product dentin sialophosphoprotein-like. Lineage: Eukaryota; Metazoa; Arthropoda; Insecta; Thysanoptera; Thripidae. The record is from RefSeq and is a predicted model, not a curated record. The transcript has 9 exons. The coding region runs from base 1 to 1029 and encodes 342 amino acids.